This is a messenger RNA of Westerdykella ornata, 1021 nucleotides long. RefSeq lists its product as uncharacterized. NCBI's taxonomy places the organism in Eukaryota, Fungi, Ascomycota, Dothideomycetes, Pleosporales, Sporormiaceae. Bases 173 to 703 code for a protein of 176 amino acids. The transcript has a single exon. The record is from RefSeq and is a predicted model, not a curated record.
UCCUGUGUCUGUCCUUACAGGUCAGACUGCAGAGCACAUACCACAUCCUUACCGUUCUUCGAGGUCACGGCCCAACGCCCAAUCUUCAGGGUCCCCGAGGGUGGGGACGGGUACGGAGUACCGCAUCCAGCAGAGUGGCUCUCCGCCGGACGGCAUCCAUUUCAAGUAGGUAAUGGUUAUGAAACCGACCAGACGGCGUGACAGCAAGAACUCCCACGGUUUCAAGAUCUGCCUCAUGGUCAAUUCACCGCUCCAACUGCCAAAACGCGUCUUGUUGAACGUCUCAGGGUACGCCUGUCACCUUGUGGUGGGCCCCGGAGAUUAUUUUGGUGUGAACCGCGGCUCCAUGUGCGCUGUCCUUGUAGCGUAUUGGAUACCUACAUACUGUGUAUAUAUCCACCAAAGUCCAGAUCCCUCUUCUCCAGUAUGUAAGGUAGUAAUCAGCUCUACCUACAUACUACUAGCUAAGCUGUCGACUUUUCAGCUUGGUAAACACAGGGUCGGGACUUCGCCGAGAGAGAAGGCGGACCGCGGUCCAUCAGACUCAGGUUCCUGGCUAGCAUUGAUGACCAACAGUGCCACAUCGCCUCCGCUGGUUCCUGCAUAUGGACCCGCUCUCUGCAAAGAAGCCCAAUUCUCGAGCUUCGUCUCGUGGGUCCGCCUAGCUUCGGCAAGCUCCCCUGCAAGUCGCAGCUUUGAGUAGCUGUAGUCACAAAAUCCUCCAUGUACCGGUACGCCUGGAGCUUGUUUUGACUUCCUCUCAGCUUCCAUACUGCUGACACGAUAUUCACUAUAGCCAAGAAUGUCAUUUCCAUCUCGUGCUUCGUCCUCUGCGUCUUGCGAAAAUCCCACGUCUCCACACCUUCUUCAAGGUGCUUGCUCAGCCUGGACACUGAAUGAUCUGGAAUAUCCCGUUCCUGAGCUGGAUCAGGCAUUGCCCCGUCUUGGACCCUCCGAGGUCUCCCGAGACAAAGACUACCAACACUGCUGCAUACGCAGCUGAGGCAGCGAAGACCUCGGC